Messenger RNA from Dendrobium catenatum, 1494 nucleotides. Its product is annotated as protein DETOXIFICATION 40. The transcript has 7 exons. Lineage: Eukaryota; Viridiplantae; Streptophyta; Magnoliopsida; Asparagales; Orchidaceae. The coding region runs from base 1 to 1494 and encodes 497 amino acids. The record is from RefSeq and is a predicted model, not a curated record. Gene Ontology annotation, cellular component: membrane. Gene Ontology annotation, molecular function: xenobiotic transmembrane transporter activity; antiporter activity. Gene Ontology annotation, biological process: xenobiotic detoxification by transmembrane export across the plasma membrane.
AUGGGGGCCGGUGAUUCCGGCAACUCCGCCGCCGGCCGACUAGAAUCUAUCCUCACUGAUCCCUCCCUCUCCUUUCCCCGCCGCCUCUUUCUUGCAUCCGGCGUCGAAUCCCGCCUUCUCAUUCGCCUCGCCGCCCCCGCCGUCAUCGUCUACAUGGUCAACUACGUUAUGUCUAUGUCGACCCAGAUCUUCUCCGGCCACCUCGGAAAUCUAGAGCUCGCAGCCGCUUCUCUUGGUAACACCGGCAUUCAGAUAUUCACUUAUGGCCUCAUGCUGGGAAUGGGUUCCGCCGUUGAAACUCUGUGCGGCCAAGCCUAUGGCGCUCACAAGUACGAAAUGCUCGGCGUCUAUAUGCAGAGAUCCGCUGUCCUCCUCGCCGGCACUGGCGUUCCCCUCGCCGUUAUUUACGCCUUAUCGCGUCCGAUCCUCGUGCUUCUCGGACAGUCGCCGGAGAUCGCCGAGGCGGCAUCUAUUUUUGUUUAUGGCCUUAUACCGCAGAUUUUCGCGUACGCGGUCAAUUUCCCCAUUCAGAAAUUCCUGCAGGCACAGAGCAUCGUGGCGCCUAGCGCGUAUAUUUCAACGGCGACGGUGUUGUUGCAUCUAGUAUUAAGCUGGCUCGUGAUCUACAAGAUACGGCUCGGUCUUCUAGGGGCGUCGCUAGUUCUCAGCCUUUCCUGGUGGAUUAUAGUGGUGGCGCAGUUCAUUUACAUAACGACGAGCCGGAGGUGCCGGCUCACAUGGACCGGUCUCAGUUGGCAGGCUUUCUCCGGGUUACCGGAGUUCUUGAAGCUGUCGACGGCGUCGGCCGUGAUGCUGUGCUUGGAGACGUGGUAUUUCCAGGUGCUGGUGCUUAUCGCAGGGUUGCUGGAGAACCCGGAGCUCGCGCUCGAUUCGCUCUCGGUCUGCAUGACAAUUUCGGGUUGGGUAUUCAUGAUUUCUGUCGGCUUCAAUGCUGCUGCCAGUGUUCGUGUGAGCAAUGAACUUGGAGCUGGAAAUCCAAACUCUGCUGCAUUUUCAGUAGUGGUGGUCACAAUGAUUUCCUUCAUUGUAUCAGCUAUCAUUGCCAUAGUUAUACUUAUUGGUCGAGACUAUAUCAGCUACAUCUUCACCGAGGGCGAAACAGUGGCUAAUGCCGUCUCCGAUCUCACCCCCUUACUCGCCAUCACCAUCAUCCUCAAUGGUAUCCAACCAGUUUUAUCAGGAGUGGCUGUUGGUUGUGGAUGGCAAUCCUUUGUGGCCUAUGUUAACGUUGGCUGCUACUACUUUGUUGGUAUUCCAGCUGGUAUCCUCCUCGGCUUCAACUUUGGCCUUGGCCUUGGAGCAAAGGGAAUAUGGGCAGGAAUGAUUGGGGGAACAUUCAUGCAAACUCUAAUUCUUCUUUGGGUCACUAUCCGGACCAAUUGGAACAAAGAGGUCCAAACUGCACAACAAAGACUGGAUGCAUGGGAUGACAAGAAGAAAUCACUUCUUGCUAAUAGAGAUUUUAUCAACUAA